Chelonus insularis is the source of this 2178-nucleotide messenger RNA. RefSeq names its product fork head (gene fkh). The transcript has a single exon. Bases 534 to 1997 code for a protein of 487 amino acids. Lineage: Eukaryota; Metazoa; Arthropoda; Insecta; Hymenoptera; Braconidae. The record is from RefSeq and is a predicted model, not a curated record. Gene Ontology annotation, molecular function: transcription factor binding; protein domain specific binding; DNA-binding transcription factor activity, RNA polymerase II-specific. Gene Ontology annotation, biological process: regulation of transcription by RNA polymerase II; cell differentiation; anatomical structure morphogenesis.
UGCUAACCGGCCUCCAUCUACACGACACACAGUGUGAAAGUGAGAGAGGGCGCGCGCUCAAACAGCCGCAAAUAACACCACCGUGUUACGUAGUGUGUUAUAUAGUUGUUGUUGAGACAACAAUUACCCCUAUCACAGCGUCAUCGAGUACUGUGCGGACACACAUUGUUCGAGUUUACCCGCGGGUCUCUUGUCGUAUGUCAAGACUUGCCGCGAGUGUACUGUUUGUGACGUUUUUUUAUUUCAUUGCGACUCGAUACAUUGUUUUUUAUUUGAUCUUAAAGAUUGUGACUUACUCAUUAAAAGUGAUCCGUUGGCAGACAUUACGGUGAUGCAACAGUGCUCCAAAGUUGAUUGGAGUGAAGUAGUGUAAUUAAAUUAUUUUAGAAAAAAAUUAGAAACAAUUGUGAAAAUUAGUGAACAAUAAGUGUAGUGAUAGACGCGGUCCAAGCACCAAAGACAUUUAUAAUAGUCUGCAUUCAUCCAUGCUUCGAGUUUGACAGGCAAGUGGUGAAAUAAACUUUGUCAUCUCUAUGACAAUGCUUCAAUCGCAAAAGCUGUACAGCGAGGCUGGCAGCCUCGGUAAUGCUAUGACAAGUGCGACGAUGUCAAGUAUGGGUAGCAUGGCGCCAACAUACAGUUCUAUCAACUCUAUGGGAUGUGUACCUAUGGGUAUGUCAAUGGGAGUCGGAGUUGGACCGAGUUGCAGUCCUCAAGGAGCUAGUUCUUUCAACAUGAGUACCAUGAGUCCAAUGGGAAUGGCAUCAAUGGGAGGAGGUGGAAUGGGUGGCUAUGGAGCCGCUGGAAUGGGUGGUGGCAGCGCUUGUAUGACACCCGUCGGAUACGUUGGCGGAGCUGCAACAGGCCGAGAUCCAUUGUCUUUAGCCGAGCCUGAUUCACCUAAUUCUGCACUUCAACGUGCACGAAAUGACAAGUCUUACAGACGUAAUUACACCCACGCUAAACCACCAUAUUCUUACAUUAGCCUCAUUACUAUGGCUAUCCAGAAUGCACCAACAAAGAUGCUGACGCUUGCUGAAAUUUAUCAAUUCAUCAUGGAUCUCUUCCCUUUCUACCGGACAAAUCAACAGCGCUGGCAAAACUCCAUCAGGCAUUCUCUCAGCUUCAAUGAUUGUUUUGUGAAAGUUGCAAGAACUCCAGACAAACCUGGUAAAGGAUCAUUUUGGACACUUCAUCCUGAAAGUGGAAAUAUGUUUGAAAAUGGAUGUUAUUUAAGACGACAGAAGCGUUUUAAAGAUGAGAAGAAGGAACAACAAAGACAAAGCAAUAAACAUCAACAACACCCACAUCAUCAAUCCGGUGCUACUGGUCACACGAGUCCUACAUCUCAUGAGCUCGCUCAUGUAGGUAAAAAGACAGCCUCUUCAAUUCAUCAUUCUGUUAACCAACAGCCUGAUGAUAAAGAUCUUCAUUCUCUUGUGUCAUCUCAUCAUCACCACGCGACGGGUCUUCAUCAACACCAUGGUGGUCUCAAAAGUGAUGCUAACGAUAUUGGAGGAUUAUUAGGCGGUGAUCUUGGUGCUACUCAUGAUGAGCUUGCAGCUAUGGUUGGACGUAGUUUACAUCCUCAUCUAUUGACUGAUCCUUCGGCUUUACACCACGGCAUGGCUGGUAGUCUUAAGCAAGAACCUCCUUAUACUGCAGCUAAUCAUCCAUUCAGCAUUACCAGGUUACUUCCUGGUGAAACAGCCGCCACAUCGCCUGGUGCUCAGGAUAGAAAGCAUCCGGAUCUCAAAAUGUAUGAACAGCUUCAUCAAAGUUAUGCUAAUUACGGAUCUCCUCAUCAUCACGGGCAUUCUGGUCCACCAUCUCAUCACCAUCAUAAUGGAAUGCAUUCUAGUUCCAAUCCAGUCGCUACAAUGCAUAAUAUGACAAAUCAUCAUCAAGAAUAUUAUCAACCACCUCUUUAUCAUCACGCAACUAGUGUAACAACCGCCGGAAGCAUUCCACCAAGUGUUUCAUCGUCAGGAUUGUGAUAUCAAGCCUCACAUCCGUAUGCCCUCGCCUAAGUUAACUAACUAAGUGAAGUUAGGUAAUUACCGUCGCCGCGGCCCACCCCGAGUAGAAUUUUCUUCUGGGAAAGAGAAUAUUAAUAUUAAUAUUAUAUAAUUAAAUAUGUAAAUUUUUAUUAAAUAAAAAAAUCUAAGUUGAAAAAAA